Messenger RNA from Ascochyta rabiei, 780 nucleotides. Its product is annotated as mitochondrial ribosomal small subunit component. The coding region runs from base 1 to 780 and encodes 259 amino acids. Gene Ontology annotation, molecular function: structural constituent of ribosome. Lineage: Eukaryota; Fungi; Ascomycota; Dothideomycetes; Pleosporales; Didymellaceae. The record is from RefSeq and is a predicted model, not a curated record. Gene Ontology annotation, cellular component: mitochondrial small ribosomal subunit. The transcript is spliced from 2 exons.
AUGGGUCACUACAACUUCGCGCCUCUCCGCGUGCGCCAGACUGCAAAGGCCCUCUACGACGCCAAGCGCACCUCCAGCCUGCCCCAGUGGUACGACGUGGUCGGCAACAUCCCCCCCGGCGAGACUCUGGCCCGCCCCGUCCUGCGUGCCCCGCGCGUCAAAGGCGCAAAAAAGGCCAGCAAGCUGUUCAAGCCGCUGCCCAUUGCCUACCCGGAGGACCAGCUGCGCUCCGACUUUUUCGGCGAUCACCCGUGGGAGCUGGCCCGCCCACGCCUCGUCGUCGAGGACUCGGGCAACGAUGCCAAGGCCUACGACUGGUCCAGGAUUAAGCAAAAGGGCAAGCAGAUGGACGGCGAGAGCGUCGUCCAGCGCCAACUCUGGCUCAUGAAACACCGCCACAUGUCCAAAGCCUCUGCCUACGACCACGCCCGCCGCGAGUUCUACCACCACCGCCACCUCGCCGAGAUCCGCGCCCGCAUUGCAAAGGAAGAAGCCACCCACGUCGGCGCCUACUUUGGCAAGGGCCCGCUCGAGGUCGGCAUGGCCCUCGAAGACCGCGCCUGGGAGAACUGGAAAGCCUGGGCCAACCAGCAGAUCGAGGAGGAGCAGAGCAUGCGCGCUCAGAUGUUCUCCGGGCCCCAGAACGAGGACGCUGGCGUGAGCGCCCUGAGCACGGCAGAGUACGAGAACGCAGUAACAGAACUGGACCCCAUGGCCGCCGCCACACCCAACACGUCUGCGUCAGCAGCUCCAAGGGGGGGAGUAGUUGCGCAUCCAUAG